AUCAUGCCCGUGCAGCACGACUUUUAUGAUCCCGGCGAAAGAAUUCCUUCAUACGAGUCUUCCCAGGAACAGCACUCCCAUGUUCCCAGCGAAAGAGUGAGAGACGCCACGACGAGCCCUGCACGUGACGAGAAACGGUCGUUGAAAACAUUGGGCCUCAAGUUCCUCAAUGCACGCCAGCAUCUUUUGCUCGCUGCAUGCCGAGACUUUUCCCUAAUACCGUGUGUUUUGGGAUUAUUUCAGUCGUGGUGGCUGUUUUUGAAGAGCGUCGAGCUCGAGCAAACCGCCACUUCUGGCAUCACUGCCGCACGCACGUCGGAGCAUUUCCUCACUGGAAUGUGGUGCUUGGUAGCUGGCUACCUUCUGUACUCUGUUCUUGAUGGUCUCAUGGUGCGCUGGAUUGUCACCUACACAACCACCGGGUCAAUUGUGCGCAUGGCCACGAUGUCUGCUAUCCUUGUUGCAAUCGAGCAAUACUUGGUAGCUGCAUUUUCGGCCGAGGGGUAUAACUAUGCGCUUCAUACAUGGAUUCUCAUCAGUUGUGCUCUCACACUUCUUUACAUUGGACAAAAUUUUGUGACUUCGAAUGUCGAUCUCAAGGGAAAGUAUAGGCCGCGGUUCUUCGAUUUCUAUAACAUAGUGGUUUUUGCCGUGGUUCCUGUGGGAAUGGCCAGUUUCAUCACUAUGAUCGGUUUGUUGCGAUCCUUGCUCAUAUUGAGAUUGGAUAUAGAUCACCAA
Molecule: messenger RNA, 738 nt
Organism: Metschnikowia bicuspidata var. bicuspidata NRRL YB-4993
Lineage: Eukaryota; Fungi; Ascomycota; Pichiomycetes; Serinales; Metschnikowiaceae
Exons: 2
Biological process (GO): protein N-linked glycosylation; cellular response to oxidative stress
Cellular component (GO): endoplasmic reticulum membrane
Source: RefSeq, a predicted model, not a curated record